Messenger RNA from Rhopilema esculentum, 4721 nucleotides. RefSeq lists its product as uncharacterized. Gene Ontology annotation, cellular component: nucleus. NCBI's taxonomy places the organism in Eukaryota, Metazoa, Cnidaria, Scyphozoa, Rhizostomeae, Rhizostomatidae. The record is from RefSeq and is a predicted model, not a curated record. Gene Ontology annotation, molecular function: transcription corepressor activity; protein binding. Gene Ontology annotation, biological process: negative regulation of transcription by RNA polymerase II.
CUAUUAUAGUUCCUCUUAUGGCGGUGUUACGCAUGUGUUAUUGAAGGACAAGGAGAGUUCAGUACAUCGAAAGAGGAAGAUGACAGUAUCUAUGCUUUUGUUUUGGAGUAAAAGAAUAAUUGUCUUGUUAUCUUUGGCAGUAUUAAGUUGCAAUUCAAUUGAUAUGCUUGGAAACUGAUGGUACCAGAGGACCUGGACGAUUUGCACAACAGUUAGAUGAGCAAAACAUUGAAGGUACCAGCAAGAAUUGUUGGAAUAAUAGCGCGUUCGAAGGGCUAUUAAUACAUUUGCUGUCAGUUUUCGCGGGCAGUAUUAGAUUUGCAAAAUGAGCUGCUGGCAAGCAGAGGUUAUUGAAGCAAACUGAAGUAAUCCUUACAGAUGGAACGAGACAUUCCUAGCUACACUGGCAAAGGCGGUCUUGGAAGUUAUCCACAGCACCACCCCUAUAAUCACUUGUCUCGGCCAACCAGCCUCCCUGUUUUUGACACCACAUCUCACCUGGAACAUAUCUCCCCCUUCCACUCUCCAUUUUACCGGCAGGGACACUAUGAAAGCUUACUUCGUGGCAAGGAAGAAAGGCGAUCAAAAUUUAUGAUUGGAGAUCCCUUGUUAGUCAGUCCGACUGCUCAUAGCCACCAUGCUGGACACCACGUCAGCCCAAGGUUCUACUCUCCGCAGUUUAUUGAAGAAACGUCGUACGAGAAGUAUGCAACAACACCCCCGUCACCAACGGAAUCCAGUAAUUAUAUGGAUUCAAAGUUGAGCCAAUUUUCUCCUGCACAUCUGCAUUACAGCCCUAUGUUCCCUUUCGAUUCCCCCUUUUAUGAAAAUCGGGGCAGUUAUUCACCAUUUAGAAGAGAAAGCCCAAAGCCUGUUAAAUAUUCUCCAAUUUCAAAUAUCAAUAGAACGCCUCAUAAAGUUAUCGCAGAAAGUAACCACUCCCCAAUGAAAUUAUCGCCAAGCUAUUUUGAUUGCAAAGAAAUCCGACCAUUAGACUCUCCAGAUCGUGUAUCUGUCAUAGAGGAAAUGCGGUGUAGGAGCCAGAAUGUCGCAAAUCAGCCUGACGUCAUAUCAGAUCGCCAUUCUAACGGUAUACAGGUGCAUCCAGUAAAUGACUCCCGUCUUGGUCCUUCGACAAAGGAGAAAAUACAUCGUGAAUUCGCACAUAGAUUCUUGCUUGAAAAUGCCAGGGCUUCUGAUAAAACUAAGUUUCAUAUGCCGUUCUCCAAGGAUUUCGAAAGCCUCAGAGCUCAGCUGAUGCCCAACGUGGAACAGCCUGCUCAGUCUAUUCCAUCUCAUCAUUGUGGAGGAGCAAUACGUCGUUCUGUAAUUUGCAAGCCUCCCUCAGCUGAAAAGAAUGUGACAAUUAAUGAUACGCGCUUCAUUCCCCAACAGGUGGCACGGAAUGAUCGUAUGACGGAUAAUUUUCAUGACCACAUUGGAGAAAGGCAUUCUGACAAUUGCAACGGGCCCAGGGUCGAUAAUUACCAUCCUACUCACAACCUAUUUGAAAAAGUCUUUAAUGUAGGAAGCAGCAUUGUUGCUGAGAAAAAACCCACUACCCCUUGCAAAUUAGACUUUGAUAGAAGGCACGCUUCUAAGGAGAAGGACGAGAUUACGAGUUACGGCAGUGAAACCUCUUUAAGGAACGGAGUCAGCCGAAUAUCAUCAACAUUGACACCCAUUAAAGACCAUAAAGCCAAACGGGGAGCUAAAGAAGAUACUUACAGUGGUGUUGAUAUGGAUCGAAAAUUAAUUUCGGCGAAGUUAGCGCCGAAUAUUCGUGAUAAUGAUCGAGACGAGCUAUUAAUUAUCGAGAGCAGAUCUCGUAAAAGCGAUACUUCGACAAAUGUCGAUAAAAAGGAAAGACACGAUACACGGAAUGCAUUUGAUAUGGUUGAUGCAAAUAUUGACGGGACACGAAAAAUAUCGGUUGUUCAUGACCCGCUGAACGGUUUUGUAGAGACUAAAGCAGAUUUAACAAAUGACGGAAAAUAUGUUGCUACUGAUCUGCCAUGUAUGGAAACAGACACAAAACAAGAAAGGAGGAGUAGUUUCGAAGAAAAAAACUUCAGUAACGCCAUUUAUGAUGAACAUAACAACAGAAACACUAGGCAAAAGUCUGUAAUUGAAAAUAAUUCAGGAAAGGAAUCUAUGAUUAGUGAUGAGCUCAUUAAUGGUCAGAAAUCGCCAAAAUCAAAGCUUGAAGAGGAGCGAAAUUUUGAUGACUUUCAAAAGGACGAAAUGUUUAAUAAUCAAACGGAGAAAUGCGAAGAUUCUGAAGAGGAGGAGGAAGAUUAUGACGAUGAAAAAGAAGAGGAAGAGAGCGUAGAAGAGAUCUCUGAGGAUGCGGAGGAGUUUGCUGCUUCUCCAAAAGAAAGUCUUUCGUCAGAGGGGACUGGGAACGAUGAAAUAACAAAUAAACGGGUGCUUUCUAGAGAAGAGCGUGCUAUUUUAUAUGCAAUGCAGAAAUUCAAAGAAAUGGAAGAGAAAAAAACGAGCAAGAAAAGAAAGGGGAAGCCUCCAGACCCACCUGAAAAGAAACGCAAAUUGGCCGAAUCAAAGGAAGCACUUUUGAUAAAGGAAGAUAUUACUGCAAAUGAGAUGCGGAUAAUAAAAAAGAAACGAAAGAAGAUCAAGUUAAAGCAGAAAAAAGCAUUCCAAGUCUGUGGAAAUGUGUUAUCGGACGAGACAAACACAAAUGAGAAGGAAAGAAAAGACGAUGUGAUCAUUACUAAAAAUGUAAAUAGCAAAAGUAAAAGUCAACAUAAAAGACUAAAGAAACAUUUACGGAAAGGUGAACAGAAAAUGAAGAAAUUAAAGUUUGAUCAUGACAAAAAACAGCAAGCACCGAAGGAAACUAAACUUGCACAGAAAGAUGGUGACGGUGAACUCACGAAAGAACAUGAGACUGCUGCCGAGAAAGAAGGAUUGCAUGGCAGGACGGACAUGCAUCAGAAGUCCUAUCUCCUCGUACCUUCUUACAAAGGAUUUAAGGAUUUUGCACCUGUGCUAUUAGAGGGACGAACGAGACAGAGAUCCAGCCAGACUGAUGCAGAAAAGGUUGGAAAGCCCAAAUUCCCCAUCUUAGUUGUCGAGACUGUUGGAGAGAAAAGAAAUGAGAUUCUCGUUAAAGAAAAUGAAGACUUGGAUAAAAAAAUUGCGAAGGAAUCUCUCUUAGCAGAGAAGAUCUUCGAAGAUGUGACAUAUGAAGAGGGAAAACUUAAGACGAGCGUUAAACAUCUCUCCUGCAAUCGGAUGACUGGAGAAACGGUUCUUCAUAAAGCUGCAAGACUUGGAUAUGAUGACGUUGUUGACAUUAAAAUAAAAGAGGGCGCUGACGUAAACGCAAGGGAUAACGCAGGCUGGACGGCGUUGCAUGAAGCAUGUGUUCGCGGUAAAACGGAUGUUGUUAAAGUGCUACUGCGCUAUGGAGCAGACCCCAACUGUCGUUCUGAAAAUGGAAUAAGGCCGCUUCACGAUGCAGUUGAAUCUGGCAACAUGGAUAUAAUUCGCUUGUUGCUGCGCUACGGUGCUGACAUUGCAGAGGAGACGUACAGUGGGCUGAAGGUAUUGCAACUUGCUCGGACGCAGCACCUCAGAGAGUUCCUUAAAGGUUAUAUCGUUGACAUUCAAGCAACAGAAUUACUUGAAACCGACGAAGAUAUCUCAAAGGAUCGCUGGGAAUUCAGAGGGUCAGCUUCAUUUCUAGAUAAACAAACUGAUGACGCUGAUGAAAUUUUUGGAGAAUUGCCUAUGGAUUCAGAUAUUCAAAUUGAGUUCGUUGCAACCUCGAAGGAGCCAUUGCCAGUAUACAAUCUACCUGUCUUCCGCGACAACAAAACAGUAGUUGGGUACAGAAAUUAUUAUAUUUUAAGCGAUGUCCUCGAUACCUUGGCGGUAACGCGCGCGAAGUUUCUAAAGAAACACAAAGUCGAACUACGAACACUUUCUUGGACUGAUUUUGUCAGCUUUGUACGUCAAAGUCAGAUCGCGCUGCUUCCAGGUCCGCCAUCAACAAGUAAUGAAGGCGAAGAACCGUUUGUAGAUCUAGUGCAUUUCGGGAAUUUCACGGCGCGAAAGCUUUUUGACAUUAAGGCCUACCAAAUUUAGUAACUUGCAAGGUCGGAUACCGUCAAUAACUUCCUUACAUGCGUCUUGUUGAAAGAUAAAAGUCCGCGGUUCACUGGCCUACAAGACAAUUACGUUUGCUCGACCGGCCUAAAAAUUGACUGAGUGCUGCUACCAGCCACUGACCGAAGCCAAACUGGAUUUGAACGGAGGUUGAUAAAUCACAAGAAUACAGAAAUCUUGGUUUUCGGGAAUGAUUAAGGAAGAAAUGCUUCUUUUAUGAAGGCCAAUUGCGCUAACGAUGAGAAAGAUAUUUGCCUAUGUUUGCUUAUCGAUAGAAGUUAUAUUUGUCUUAAAACUUUAAAGGCUUGAUUUUUACUUUCGUAUAAAGAAAUCCUGUGCAACAGUCUUAGUGCUUAAGCAUCGAAGUUUAGAGCUUUUAAUUUACGUUAAGCUGAUUCAUUGUUUUCGCAGAUUCAUAAACAUUGUAUUUAAAAGAUAGUUUGCUAAAGAUCUAUACUGUUAACGAAACAAAUCUAUUUCCAGCUGAUUGUAGAGAUUUGCUUUUGUAUUGACAGUAGAGUCGUGCUUUGUAUCUUUGGGAUUGACAUAUGAGAGUUUAUAUUGUUGAUAUUCAAAGACAAAAAUUA